CCAGCCUGUUGUCUCUAGGCGCUCGACCUGACACUGCCCGCCGGCCUCAACACCGUCGAGGUGGUGCAGGCCGUGGGCGCCAACAUCUUCAAAAUCAACCCCGCCGCCUUCGCGCUCACGAUCGGCGUGAUCGGCACGAUGCACGUCAUUCCCAAGAUCCACCCGAAGAUACCGUCGGCCCUCGUCGCAGUCGGCGGAGCCACGGCCACAACGAAGCUGCUCGGGCUCAGCGCGACCUCCAUCGGCGCGCUGCCGAGUGGGCUCUCCGCCUUCACGCUCAGCAUGCCGACCCUCCCGCCCGUCGAGUCGCUGCCUGCGCUCGGCGGCACCCUCCUGCUCAUCUACGCCAUGACGAGUGCGGAGACGCUCCUCUCGUGCACGGCCCUUGACCGGCUGCGGCCGACCUCAUACAAGCACAACCCCGACCAGGAGCUCAUCGGGCAGGGCGUCGCCAACAUCACGUCGGCUGCUUUCAUGGGCAUGCCCGUCACCGCCGUCAUCGCGCGCUCGAGCCUCAACAUCAAGCUCAAGGCGAACUCCCGCCUCCCCGCCCUCGUCCAGUCGGCUUUCGUCUUUGGCUCUCUCGCGCUUUACUCGGACGUCAUCUCGGCGGUCCCCCUGUCCGCUCUCGCGGGCGUGCUCAUCUCGUCGGGUGCCGGGAUGCUGCAGCCCGCUGAGCUCAAGAGCUGCCUCGCCGACGACAAGUACAACAUCGGGCCGUACCUCGUCACCACGGGCGGCAUGCUCACGAUGGGCAUGGCGGAGGGCAUCGUCCUCGGCUGCGCCUCGUCGGCCGCCAAGCACCUCGUGCAGCAGCACCUCCUCGCCGCCGGCGGCGGCGGCUGGGUGGUCCACGCUGAUGAGGCCCCCCCCAAGGCGCCAGUCCCCUCGCCCGGCACGCGAAAGGAGGCCUGACUUGCCAGGGCGGCAGGUCAGCGCACGCUACGUACGUGUACGUGUGGUGUCACCGGCGCCGAUUCCGGUGAACGCCCUGCGGUCUGAGGCCGCGCAGCCGGGAUGCUCUCUCGUCGGGCUCGGGCGGUGGUGCCUUCUUUAUAGGCGCCCUUGACCCAACAUUGAAGGUACAUAU
Emiliania huxleyi CCMP1516 is the source of this 1090-nucleotide messenger RNA. RefSeq lists its product as hypothetical. Gene Ontology annotation, biological process: succinate transmembrane transport; fumarate transport. The transcript has 4 exons. Lineage: Eukaryota; Haptophyta; Isochrysidales; Noelaerhabdaceae. The record is from RefSeq and is a predicted model, not a curated record. Gene Ontology annotation, cellular component: membrane. Gene Ontology annotation, molecular function: L-aspartate transmembrane transporter activity; succinate transmembrane transporter activity; fumarate transmembrane transporter activity. The coding region runs from base 139 to 915 and encodes 258 amino acids.